GUGGAGGGGGCGCUGGGGCUGGGCCUGCCUCAGGGCUUCUCGGCACCGGGAGUCCCACAGAGCCCUUCAGACAGCGGGCCCAGCCCUCUGGCCUCCUGGGGUCCCGCCUGUGGCCUUUGGCAUCUCCACAGGACACUGGGGGACUGUUCUCAUGGGGACUCUGAGCUGCUUCACAAAGGGCCUGCUGCUCUCAGCCUGCAUCCUGGCCCUCUGGCCACCCCACGGCUCCCGGGCAGCCCUCCAUAUCCAGAAGAUUCCAGAACAGCCUCAAAAGAACCAGGACCUUCUGCUGUCCCUCCAGGGUGUCCCCGACAGCUUCCAGGACUUCACCUGGUACCGGGGGGCGGAGGCCCACGGGGGGACGAGGCUCUUCACCUACAUCCCUGGGCUGCAGCGGCCCCAGCGGGACGGCAGCGCCCUGGGACAGCGCGACGUCGUGGGCUUCCCCAACGGCUCCAUGCUGCUGCGUCGCGCCCAGCCGUCGGACAGCGGCACCUACCAGGUGGCCGUGGCCAUCAACCCCGCCUGGACCAUGAGGGCCAAGACCGAGGUCCGGGUGGCCGAGAAGCCUCAGAAGCUGCCGGCCACGUCCCCGCCCUUGGACGCCGGGCUCCUGGCUGCCACCAUCAUCGGCUGUCUCUCCACCGGGCUCCUGCUGGCCGGCAGCCUGGCCUUCCUCCUGGUGACCCGAGGCUGCAGGGGCCCCAGGUGCGUCCCUGCUCCCCGAGGGCAGGAGGGAGGGAGGACCGGGCGGCUCCUGGCUUCUCUCCACCCACCACCUAACGGGGCUCCCUCCCUGCACCCCAGGGCGACGGCCUCAGGGAAGCCGGAGCUGGGCCCCCACGCGGACACUGGUGACAACAAUGUGUACGAAGUGAUGCCCUCUCCAGUCCUCCUGGCGACCCCACUCAGUAACACGGGGCCCACGAGCGCAGCCUUGCCCCCGUCCCUGCCUCUACCCUUGAGGCCCGAGCCAGAGGCCCACCAGUACCAGGACCUGCUGCACCCCGACUCCUCCCCUUACUGCCAGCUCGUGCCCAAGUCCUGAGCGAGUGGAGGGGACAAGGACUCGGCCGCCCUCUGGGGUCCUUGCACAGGCGACGAGGCCUGGCAGGAUGGGCCCCCAGAACUGGACAGGAGGAGUCGGCCCCAGACCCAGCACCCACCCCAGGCCCCUGGGAGGACCAGGCAGGUCCCCACCUGCCAUCAACCUGCUCCGCCAACCACCGGCCCGGCCACCAGCCUGGGUGCCAGGCCCUCACAGGGUGGGGUGGUCAGGUGGCCUCAUGGGCACCACCAGAGGGCCCCCAACUGACCGCGGCCUCCAGCGACCCCUGGAGCCCCUCCCCCGCACCAGGCAGCUCCCACCCACAGGUCCCCCCAGGGGGACACCUGGCCCAAGUGACAGUCCCGGCGGGUUAACUCGGUGCUGGAGCCCCGCCCUGCUCAGGCAGCUGGAGCCCCCUCAAAAUUCUGCCUCCCCAAGCCUGCAGCCAGCUCCUGGCAUCGCCGCACAGUCUCACCCAGUCCCUCACCGAGUCUCACCCAGUCCCUCGGGCAGCAGCUUCCUGUUCUGCCCCACCCACCGCAGGUGCAGAGUGGCCUCAGCCUGUGGCCCCUUGACUUACUCAGCAGUAAAUGAGCCCUGGCUCAGUCGGCAGCCUCGGCCCCACAGGAAACUGAACAGACAGAAACUCCUGCCGGCUGGAGGCCACGGGGCAGGGGAGAGAGAAACACAAUAAAUAACUAAGUGCCAUGUGUCUCAUGGUGACGAG
Marmota monax (woodchuck) is the source of this 1775-nucleotide messenger RNA. RefSeq names its product CEA cell adhesion molecule 19 (gene Ceacam19). The record is from RefSeq and is a predicted model, not a curated record. NCBI's taxonomy places the organism in Eukaryota, Metazoa, Chordata, Mammalia, Rodentia, Sciuridae.